Messenger RNA from Acaulospora colombiana, 483 nucleotides. The record is from the annotation of a GenBank genome assembly. NCBI's taxonomy places the organism in Eukaryota, Fungi, Glomeromycota, Glomeromycetes, Diversisporales, Acaulosporaceae.
UUGCUCGGGUUUGGGGGCGCCCUGCAUGCGCUUGUCGACCUUGUUGACGAUGGGAUGGCAUGGGAGGUGGUUAAGAAGUCUGUCCUGGUGUUGAAAGGGAUAAGGAAAGGAGUUCAUUCAAUAAAUGUGGCAACUGAUUAUGUGGCAGUCGCCAAAGAGAUAUGUAGCAGGUGUGACUAUUUAGUUGCCACAAAGGCACCAACUACUUCUUGGUCCGCUACCACAGCAGGAUUCCUUCAGCGAAAUCCAAGGGAAACAUCAGGAAUAAUGCCACAGCCUUCUCCAUUUGAGAUUGGUGGAAAGUUGACCAACAAACCGAAGACCCCUUCAAUUGCUCUUUCGACCUUUACCGAACUACAUGCAGAUCCAUUUGACGACAAUUAUUAUCACAUGGAUCGACCUCCAAUCAAUGACAUGUGGAUCAACAAUGAAAACAAGUUGCCAUUCUCAUAUCCCACACACUAUGGAUCAAAUGAAACCUAG